This is a messenger RNA of Hevea brasiliensis (rubber tree), 1371 nucleotides long. RefSeq names its product protein MRG2. The transcript has 11 exons. Gene Ontology annotation, cellular component: histone acetyltransferase complex; nucleus. The coding region runs from base 79 to 1122 and encodes 347 amino acids. The record is from RefSeq and is a predicted model, not a curated record. Gene Ontology annotation, biological process: regulation of DNA-templated transcription; chromatin organization. NCBI's taxonomy places the organism in Eukaryota, Viridiplantae, Streptophyta, Magnoliopsida, Malpighiales, Euphorbiaceae.
CCCCAAAGUAGACAGUUAUCCGUCCUUUCUCCUUGGUUAGAAUUUUUUAUUCGCAGUUUCGCAUGUCCAUCGCAGUAAAUGAAUAACCUGAUUGUCGCCAGAUUAACCACAAUGGAAAGCUCAAAAGACGACUCUGCCACAAUCUCCGAUGUUUCCACGACCAAGACCGACUCAGACUCCGAGACUGAAACCGAUGAGGAAUGUCCUAGCCUUUAUGAAGAAGGUGAAAAGGUCCUCGCUUUCCACAACCAACAAAUUUACCCAGCCAAGGUCAUGAAAGCUGUUUACGAAUUUAAUAGAUGGAAGUAUUAUGUUCAUUACCCUGGUUGGAACAAAAAUUGGGAUGAAUGGGCUGGAGUGGAACGACUGAUGAAAUAUAGUGAUGAGAAUGUAGAGAAAUACCUCAACAAAAAGCAGGACUUGGAGAAAAUCACAAAGGCAGGACGUGCUUCACAGAUUAAACCGAAAAGUUCCAUCGUUGCAAGGAGCAAGAGGAGGAAAAAUAACUCUUUCAAUAAGGAAAAAGAUGUUGUACCCUUGGAAAAGCUGGUGAGUCUCCAAAUUCCGCCAAUGCUUAAGAAGCAACUUGUUGAUGAUUGUGAAUUUAUCACUCAUCUGGGCAAGCUUGUUAAACUUCCUCGUAACCCUAAUGUGGAUGACAUCAUGAAGAAAUAUCUUGAUUAUAGACUAAAGAAAGAUGGCUCGAUAUCUGAAGCAGUUGGAGAAAUUACAAAAGGUUUAUGUUCUUACUUCAAUAAGGCAUUACCAGUGAUGCUUCUGUACAAAAAUGAGCGCAAACAAUAUGCCGAAGCAAUUAAAGAUGAUGUCUCUUCCUCAACUGUAUAUGGUGCUGAGCAUCUAUUACGCCUGUUUGUUAAGUUGCCGGAGUUAUUAGCAUAUGCAAACAUUGAAGACGAUACACUGAACGAGUUGCAGCAAAAAUUAGUUGACUUUCUCAACCGCUCUUAUGCAGGUUUCUGCAGAAAAAUCAGAGUGCAUUUUUCCUAUCUACUUACCAUGUACUGGAAGAUACUGAAACAAGCACGACCAGACAAGAUGAUUAGGUGGUAUUGUAAAGGCAGGAGUUUGCACAUAAUAUAUACCAUAGACUUACAUCUUUAGGCAUAUUUCCUCUAAUCAUUUCGAUCGAUCUCCUUUCUAGGUCAAAGAAAUUUGGAAUUCAGUACGAUUUGCCAUGCACCUUAAAAUCUUUUUGAGUGAGAACCAAAUAGUUGAUUGUUGAAACCAUGAAGAAAAGCUACAAUAGGAAUUGUAAAUUGCCAAACUAGAGCUUUUCAAAGCUUUUCUGUUGCUCGUUUCCUUUUAUUUCUCUUCUCCCAUAUAAGGUUUGCCAUCUGGUUUAUGCUUGAA